Messenger RNA from Lytechinus pictus (painted urchin), 8858 nucleotides. Its product is annotated as protein eyes shut homolog. Bases 242 to 6319 code for a protein of 2025 amino acids. Lineage: Eukaryota; Metazoa; Echinodermata; Echinoidea; Temnopleuroida; Toxopneustidae. The transcript is spliced from 41 exons. Gene Ontology annotation, molecular function: G protein-coupled receptor activity; calcium ion binding; Notch binding. The record is from RefSeq and is a predicted model, not a curated record. Gene Ontology annotation, biological process: cell surface receptor signaling pathway; G protein-coupled receptor signaling pathway. Gene Ontology annotation, cellular component: membrane.
AUCACCCACAGGCGUUUGCUGAUUUCUCUGAAACGCCCGGAUGCCAAACAAGCAAUCGCCGAUAAGCAAUCCAUCACCUAUCGAACAAACUAUUGGUAUUUAUAUUAUCGGAAAUUGGAUUCAUAAAUCUGGGCUAACAAAAAAAAAAGAGGGAGAGGAGCUAGAGAGAUGGAUUAGUAUCAUUACCUCGGCCCAAUUUUGAAAGUUUUCGUAUUUGUUGUCCUCCCCCGUCAACAAAACGAUGGACCAAGGCGUCGCCGAUGAUGAUAGACCGAUGGCGGGAAUGAACAGGAAACCGUCCCCGGUAGGAGCAUCCACAUCACCUGAUUGGGUGAUGCUUGCCCGGCAGUAUCUAACGCUCGUGUUGAUAUCUCUAUUUCUCUCAAGCUGUCAUUUAGCAGGGAGCGAGCAAUGCUUUGCGACAGACACCACCAACGAUCUCGAAGCAUGGUCGGGAACCAUUCGGUCGGCCAACUUCGGCCUCGUGGCCUAUCCAAACAACGAAGAUUGCCGAUGGGUCAUUCGACUUUCACUCGGCUCACGGAUCUCUCUUCAGUUCAACCAUUUCGACUUGGAACCGCCAGGGAAUAUAUGCUUCGACUACAUUGAGAUUUUUGACGGCGGAAACACCAAUGCUCAAUCCGUCGGUCAAUUCUGCGGGACUACUCCCCCAGAAGAUAUACUGUCAUCAGGACACGAAUUGACCGUAGUAUUUCACUCGGACAACACGCAAGGAUUUCCAGGAUUUGAGAUGCAAUACACAGGAGUUUGUUCCGCCGUCUCGUUCCCCCUUGAAGCUGACGAGACCAUCACCAUCGAGUCCCCUCUCUAUCCAGCCGCUCCCCCGUCUCAACCGGCCUGCAGCUGGUCGCUUGAAGCACCUGAAGGACAUUACGUGGAAGCAGAAUUUACCGAUUUCCAACAGAGUAGUGAUUCGUGCGAUGAUACAGCGAUAGAGGUUUAUGAUGGAGAAGUCUCCCCCUCUGGUGUUUUGAUGACGGUUUGCCCCGAUGCAACAGCGCCACCUAAGUUGGUUUCGACCUCCAACACCUUGAUCGUUGUCUUUGGAAGCAGUCAAAGCACAACCUUCUUGUUCUCUAUCAGAGGUUCUGCAAGAGUCUUACCUUGCUCAUCCAAUCCUUGCCUAUAUGGCGGUUCCUGCUCAAACAAUCUACAACUGACCCCUCCUAUUUACCAGUGCACAUGCGCGGUGGCAUAUACGGGUGCGCAGUGCGAGACAGAGAUCAACGAGUGCGCACCCAUCAGCCCAUGCAGCGACAAUGCGCAAGACUGCAUCGAUCACGUGGGGAGUUUCGAAUGUGUAUGCAGUUCAGGAUUUACAGGUGUCUUAUGCGAAACAGAUAUCGACGAAUGUAGUAGACCAGAUGUUUGCUCAAACGGUGGCAUUUGUAUAAACACCGAAGGGUCUUUUGAAUGUCAGUGUGCCGGAGGUUUUACAGGACAAUUCUGUGAAACGGAUAUCAAUGAAUGCGAUGAGUACCCUUGUCAAAAUGGAGGAUCCUGUACGAACGAGCAAGGCAGCUUUUCAUGCCAGUGUACUGGAGGGUUUGAUGGAGACACAUGUGAACAAGAUAUCAAUGAAUGCGAUGGGUCCCCUUGUCAAAAUGGUGGAUCCUGCACUAACGAACAAGGGAGCUUUUCAUGCCAGUGUGCUGGAGGGUUUGAGGGAGACACAUGUGAACAAGAUAUCAAUGAAUGCGAUGAGUCCCCUUGUCAGAAUGGAGGAUCUUGUACGAACGAGCAAGGCAGCUUUUCAUGUCAGUGUGCUGGAGGGUUUGAGGGAGACACAUGUGAACAAGAUAUUAAUGAAUGCAAUGAGUAUCCUUGUCAGAAUGGCGGGUCUUGCACGAAUCAACAAGGCAGCUUUUCAUGUCAAUGUGCAGCGGGAUUCGAGGGUGACAUUUGUGAACAAGAUGUCAAUGAAUGCGAUGCAAAUCCUUGUCAAAAUGGUGGGACUUGCACCAACCAGCGUGGCAGCUUUUCAUGCUAUUGUGAUCUGGGAUUUGAGGGCCUAACGUGCAAUCAAGAUAUAGAUGAAUGUUCACAGUCUCCUACCAUAUGCCAGAACGGUGGUCAAUGCAUAAACUCUGAGGGGUCCUACAGAUGUCAAUGUCUUGCGUCCUUCACGGGGACGCACUGCCAGGAAGAUGUUGAUGAGUGUUCUAGCAAUCCCUGUGUUAAUGGAACUUGCUCUAAUAGUUUCGGUUCAUACCUCUGCCUUUGCGCAGAUGGCUUUGAAGGAAAGAACUGUGACAGCGAUGUGAACGAGUGCUUCUUAGCGCCAUGUCUAAACUGGGCAACCUGUGUUAACACUCCAGGGUCCUACUACUGUCAUUGCACGGAAGCCUACACAGGGAAGACUUGCAACAAGGAUGCGAAUGAGUGCGAGCUUGAGCCAUGCCUGAAUGGAGGUAGUUGCAUCAAUACAAUCGGAUCCUACCGAUGUGAAUGUCCGUUGUCAUUAACUGGGAAUAACUGUGAAGUGGAUGUCGAUGAAUGCCUCAUCAGCCCCUGCCAGAACGGUGGAAGUUGUACUAACAACUUUGGUUCGUAUACGUGCACUUGUCCAUCAUCUUACUUCGGUAAUAAUUGUCUCGGUGACGUCAAUGAAUGCGAUGCCGAUCCUUGUUUUAACAAUGGUACAUGCGUCAAUCUUGUUGGUUCAUAUCGAUGCGAGUGCUAUCCCCAAUUCACAGGACAACUUUGCGAAGAUGAUGCUGACGAAUGCCACGCACUCCCUUGCAAUAAUGGAGGUAUCUGUACAAAUACAUUUGGAUCCUACACCUGUGAGUGUACACCUUAUUACACAGGACAAAACUGCGAGAUCGACAUUGAUGAGUGCGAAAGCAGCCCAUGUCUUAACUGGGGAUCUUGCUCUAACAGCGUUGGUUCUUACGCCUGUACGUGCACUCUCUCAUACAGGGGUCGGCACUGCGACGAAGACGUUAACGAGUGUGAAAUCAAUCCCUGUUUAAACGGAGGGAAUUGUUCUAACAGCGUUGGUUCUUAUCAUUGUGAAUGCCACCGCUCUUACACCGGGCGACACUGUGGUGAUGACGUAAAUGAGUGUGAAAACAACCCCUGCAGAAACGGAGGAACUUGUUCCAAUUUUCACGGUUCUUUUCAUUGCCAGUGCAGUGACCUGUUUUCCGGCUCACUUUGCGAAGAAGACGUGAAUGAAUGUCUAAACACACCCUGUGGUAAUGGAGGAACUUGUCUAAACUUACACGGUGACUUUUCCUGUACCUGUCCAGACACUAUGACUGGAAAAACCUGCGAAAGCGAUGUUGAUGAAUGUGCGAUUCACACCCCUUGCGAGAAUGGCGCCACAUGCAUCAAUGAAGAUGGAGGGUACAGCUGCGCAUGCGCUCCUGGAUUUCAGGGAGACACUUGCUCACAAGACGUGGAUGAGUGUACCUUGACAACCCCGUGUCUGAACAAAGCUCGUUGUAUCAACAUCUUUGGUAGCUACUCGUGUGAAUGUGGGCGCAACUUCACUGGCAAAAAUUGUGCGAUCGAUAUCAACGAGUGUAUAGCAGAACCCUGUCGAAAUGGAGGAUCCUGUAUUAAUACGUACGGUGGUUUUGCAUGUGUCUGUGCUGGAGGGUUCCGGGGAACAUUUUGCAAUGAAGACGUCAACGAAUGUGAUAUCCCUGGGGGAUGUCAACACAGAAGUACAUGUAUUAACACAGAAGGCUCAUUUCGCUGCGAUUGCGCAGAUGGGUAUCAAGGACCGCUUUGUGAAGUCGACAUCGAUGACUGUGCAGAAUCACCAUGUAUAAACGGAGGGGCAUGUGUUGAUGGUAUCGACAGUUUCACCUGUGUCUGCUUACAAGGCUACUAUGGGGAGAGAUGUGAAAUAGUUGUGAGUGAAAACAUCAAAGAUUGCGAGGAAGGGCUAGAUUCGAUUAGUCGUCUGUACUGGAAUAGAACGACUGCUGGUAAAACGGCUGAGACCGCCUGUCCCCAGGGAACAACUGGGAUCGCUAGUCGUGUAUGUUCGGCUCUUACCGAUGUCACACCACCUCUUUCGUCUUGGGAUACACCUGACCUGUCACAAUGCAUUAAUCCUAAUUUCCUGACGGUCACCGAAAAGCUCGACGAGCUUGAAAAAAGACCAAACAUCACCGUCGACGAUGUCAUUGGCCUAGCCUCCCUUCUUUCGAAUUUGACGUCAUCGUCGAAGAAGAAUCAGUCGUCGACCGACGCCAAUGAGCUCCAUAUCGUACCCCAAGACAUAAUGAUCACCACCAAGGCUCUUAGCGCAGUGGCAGAUCUAUCGGCGGAGAUCGCCAAAAAUCUGACUGUUAAGGACAUUGAUGAUCUCACAAACGCAUUUGUCGACACCGUGGACCAUAUCCUGGAUGAUGCGAACCUUGGGGCGUGGAAGACCUCGGACGAUACCGACAUUGUGACUCAGCAGCUGACGUCAGUGGUUGCGUCUUCAGAAAACAUGGCCCUCAGCAUGGCUCAGGCUAGGAGGGCUCGGAGUCGAUUGGAUCAGGGAAAGGAUUCUGCACCCCAUGCUGCCAACCAGAGCCUGUCAUUCAAUAAGACAAAUAUAGAGUUCGAUGUCAUCUUCGUAGCGGACUCUGUGGACGAUGAACGCGUGAAGAGAACGUUCGUACGAUCAGGCGGUAGUCUCUCCAUCCCUCCGGAGGUCUUCCAGAUAGCCAAUCAGCAAAGCGAUGAUUCAGAUCAGUUAGCUAUAUACCGAGCUAGAUACCCAUCGCUUGCUUCAUUAUAUUCUGCCUUAGAAGAUGAAAGCAUAUCAAGAAUCAAUACUGAUGUGAUGGCGACCAAGAUCUUAGGUGUAGACGAGGCUUUCUUCGGGGAACUGACUGAACCUGUAGUAGGAAUCUACAAACAUCAAGAGAUUGGCGCCAAUUUGAACCCGAGUUGUGUAUUUCUUGAUCUCGAUCAAAAUUCUGGAGUACAGUCUGAUAUAUGGAAGGCUACUGGCUGUAAAGUCUACGCCAGCAAUAGAACCCAUACAACAUGCCACUGCAAUCAUCUCACAAACUUUGCAGUCAUCAUGGAUGUCCAUGGUGUUCAGGAUAGCCUGUCGAACGGCCAUGGGACUGCACUGUCUAUUCUAUCUCAGAUCGGUGGGUCCAUGUCUAUCGUAGGAUGUGUAACAUCCGUAGCAGUAUACGAAUUCUUCAGAUUGAAAUCGGACAGGAUUCGCGUACACGAGAAUCUAGGAGUGGCUAUUGCUAUUUCACAGUUUAUCUUCCUUGUAGGGAUGGAACGAACAGAUAUUAUGUGGUUAUGUAAAGCGGUAGCUAUUACUUUCCACUACUCUAUCACGGCCAUGUUCUGCUGGAUGCUGCUAGAGGGCGUUCACCUAUACGUCAUGCUAGUCAAGGUAUUUGGAUCAGGAAGCAAUGUCAAGAAAUACCUAUUAGCGGGAUGGGGAAUUCCUUUGGUUGUUGCUGGAGUGUCAGCUGGUGUCUUCUACAAAGAAUACGCAGUGGGAAAUGUAUGUUGGAUGUCUACCAGAGCCAUGCUUUUUUCCUUCAUACCAACGGUAGCCAUUGUGAUAAUGGUGAACACGGCUUUCUUGAUUAUGGUUCUUCAUGUGAUGAUGAGAUCAAUGUCGGCCAAGUAUAAGAGCAGAGUCUCAAGCAACACGUCACAAGUCAAGGCUGGAUUAAAAGCGGCCGCCAUCUUGUUACCUCUGCUUGGUCUCACGUGGGUGUUUGGAUUUUUGUCAGUAAAUGCUCGAACUCUCGUCUUCACUUAUCUUUUUGCCAUUCUCAACUCAUUUCAGGGACUGUUCUUCUUUAUCGCCCAUUGUAUUCUGAACAUGGAGGUGAGGAAAGCAUACGAGCGUCGAUACGGCAAGACCAAGGCGGGAAUGAUCAGUUCUACAGCCCUUUCGUCCGUCUCCAAUACUGCAAGCGGCAAGGGUGGUAACAGGAAUAUUUCGGGAAAGUCUAAGUCGACUUCUGGAUCAUCUUCUAAAAGCAAUGCAAAUGACACGGUGGCGCUUUGCAGGAAAAGCAGUGACGACUCGCAGGGCAUGGAUUGUCAUGAUAACCCGGUGAAAACGUCAAGCGUAGAUGAAACUAACCAUCUUAACAAUGGAUUAAGUACCAAUCAGGAUUCUACAAAGAAGAAACUAAGCCCUGACGGACCACUACAGCACAACGAAAUACAGUGCCUCGUGAAAGAUAGCGAAAAGAAUAUCAACCAAGGAAAGCAAAAUGGCGGACUGUCCAAGGAAGCUAAGGUGGCUAUGGAAAACAUGAUUUCAAAAUCUAAUGUCGCCUCGAACAAUGAGAAUAUUGCAUAGAAAGAAAGAACUUUAUUUAAUACUUACUUUUGAAACAAACGGCUUGAAGAAAGUAAUGUUAUUUGCUCUCAAUAUUUGAAUAUAUUUCGAUGUUCAGAUUAAAGAAAUAUGAAAUAUAUAAUAUUACACUAACUCAAUGCGACCUUCAGUUAAUCACAUUUUGCACAUGGAAACACUGUAUUUAUAAGUAGGACCACCCCAUCUACGCCAUCUACGUUAGAAGUACGCACAGGCUUGAGGCUGGUGUGAUGAUAAUUAAUAAAAGAGAAGUGUAAGGCUAUUAAACUCAUUUAAUAAGCAUGUGGAGUUCAACGAGAAUCCCAAUUGUACUGCCGUGUUGCUGUUUUAUCUGUGUUUUAUGAAAUAAGCAUACACAUUUAUCUACCUUUGUCCUUUAUAGAUACGAGUCUGAGUUUUCAAAUCAAGAUGUAAUAUAAUAAAAUUCUACGUAUUUCUGAACUUCUAAAAAUAAAGUGAAUGAUGCUCCAACUUAAAAAAAUAAAUUGUGCUGUAGGUAUGACUAGCUUCAUAAAUGAUUAAAUAAUUUUGAAAUUUGAUAUCGAUCAUGUAAAGUUAUAUUUUUAUAUCAACAUGUAAUUAUUGUUUGAUAAUUCUACUGGCGGGUAGCUACUGCGAACAGUAUGGCGAUCAAUUUGUAAAUAAACGACUUUGAAAAGGGCUCGAAUGUAGAUAUUAUGGGGGCGUUGCGUGGCUUCACAAAUAGCCAAACCUAUUUAGUUGAUGAUUUAUUGAUGUGGUUGUCAAACUAAAGGUCUCCCAUUUUUAGAACGUUCGUCGAUUUAUCUUGAAAAGAAUCUGUUUCCAUCUUUUAAAAACAAUUAUUUAAUGUGCCCUCAUCUAUUCCGUCCAUUAUACAUCGGUAGAUUUUGAAAAAUUAUAUAAACAUUGAAAGAACACAGAAAUAAGUUGAAAUGAAAUAAUUGUGUAUUUGUUAGAGAUAGAAAUAACGUGAAUGUUUGUACGAUGGAUAUUUAUGAUAAUGGUUUUGAUUGUUGUUUUCACAUUCGUUUCUGUAGUGUGCACAAAGGUUCGACAAUAUUUUCCUUGGAGACCACAUUCUCCGCAAUAUUUCAAAUCUAUUUCAAUUUUCUUCACAAAAAAGUCAUAGAUGUGCAGUGGCUACGUUCUCAAGGAUAGUCUGGUUUAGUAUUUUGAUUAUUUAAAUUGAAGACGCAGGCUAAACAUGGAUGUGUUUAUUUAUCAUACCACCACAUAAUGCUACGAAAAUAAUCGUCAUUGGUUCACACAAAAAACAAUUUGGACGAGGGAUCACUUUUCUAGCUUCUUUGCUAUCGUGUACUGAGAUGGAAAUUUCUGUCGGAAAAUAAAUUGGGUACUCUGAACACAUCUUUAUUCCCUUCCCUUAUUUUUUCGGAGAAAUAAAAACAAAGGAGAAGAAAAAGGGAUUAAAAAAUGUCAUAAUUCAAUCAAAGCCUUUGGUGGCUCCAUCGUGAAAAAAUAUUUCAUAAAAUCAACUAAUAUCAAAUUUGAAAUAUGAAACUCGCAUCUAACAUUGUAGCAUCAUUUGUUAAAUCUCAUAUUAAUCGAUUUUAUAUUGUGGAUCUUGAACUUGUGACACGUUUAAUUGCUCUAUUAUGAUGUCUAGCUAUUGUCUUAUUUAAAAAGUUGGUCCAGUAUUCUAAGAAUUGUUUUAGUUGAAUAAAACAAACAAUUUGAUCUUUUGUAUAGUCUCUCGUACUGAGAUUCAGAAAGGUUGGGGAAGCUCGUGAACUCAUCAUGAGGCACGCAAGAUGCAAUGUUGUAAUAAUUCUAGAUAGACUGUGGCAUAUUAAUGAUCAUAUAUCAGUAAAAUAAUAUAAAAUGAUAAUAACAAUUACACCCUUCUUGAAUUCAUAAAAAAUAUACUUCAGUAAAUUAAAAGAACAAAGAAAUUUAACAAUAAACCAAUUACCGAGGAACACUUUAUUUACAGAUAGCUGUUCCAUUUGGACAGAUGGUAAACACAGUAUAGGGUUUCGGAGAGCAGACAAAGUCAUUUGUUUGGAGACUGAAAGAACAUGAUACACCUAAAAAAAAAUGAUGGGCAUUAUUUUAGAUUGAAAUAACAACUCUACCAUGGUGAAUGAGCAUAUUUUCCCCGUGUGUUAGACUCGCUCAUAAUGUCUGAAUUAUACCCCAGUACACUGUAAAAAAUGAAGUGCUAAAUUAGCACUUACAGUGCUUGCAUAGUGACUGCACUACGAGUGCUGAUUUUUUAGUUCAAAUUUAAACUAGAAAAUUAGCACUCGUAGUGCAGUCACUAUACAAGCACUUUAAGUGCUAAAUUAGCACUUCAUUUUUUACAGUGUAGUUUCUGAAGCAAACUGACCAGUAUGUAAUUAUAUUGGACCCUUUUUAAGAAUCUCGUGGUACGUAACCCCAAAUAAAAUCGACCUUUUAAUGGUAGUUGCCGUGGUUACCGCAACAGCAAGUCUUUAUGAAAUGGGCGCCUAAAUUCUUUUGAUGCGUCCCAACAUAUAUUUCGUCAUAUUCAAUAAAUGUGAACUUUGUGCAAUAA